Messenger RNA from Ziziphus jujuba (common jujube), 1865 nucleotides. Its product is annotated as histone deacetylase 6. The record is from RefSeq and is a predicted model, not a curated record. Gene Ontology annotation, molecular function: histone deacetylase activity. NCBI's taxonomy places the organism in Eukaryota, Viridiplantae, Streptophyta, Magnoliopsida, Rosales, Rhamnaceae. The coding region runs from base 193 to 1608 and encodes 471 amino acids. The transcript is spliced from 6 exons.
AUCCCAAACAAACAAGGGCUAUGUAGGAACACCUUCUUCUUAAAUACUCAAAAAGCCCGUCAAGCAAACUCAUUUUUGUUUGCCAUUGGACAGUGUAUAUACUGUGUCUCUGUGCGUUGCUUUGCUUUUCUUGCUUGAAAGAGAGAGAGAGAGAGAGAGAGAGAGAGAGAGCGCGAAGUGGGUUUUUGAGCUAUGGAGGAGUCGUUUGGAGGAGCAUCGUUGCCUUCAGGUCCAGACGCGAAGAAGCGGAUAGUGAGCUACUUCUACGAGCCCACGAUCGGCGAUUACUACUACGGCCAAGGCCACCCGAUGAAGCCCCACAGAAUCCGAAUGGCCCACAAUCUUAUCGUCCACUACGGUCUGCACCGUCGGAUGGAGAUCAACCGCCCUUUCCCCGCCGCACCUUUGGACAUCCGCCGCUUCCACUCCGAGGACUACGUCGAUUUCCUCUCCUCCGUUAGCCCCGAGACCCUUGGCGAGAUCGUCUACUCUCGCCACCUCAAGAGGUUCAAUGUCGGCGAGGACUGUCCGGUCUUUCAUGGUCUCUUCGGUUUCUGUCAGGCCUCCGCUGGUGGCUCCAUUGGUGCCGCCGUGAAGCUCAAUCGCGGCGAUGCCGAUAUUGCCAUUAAUUGGGCUGGUGGGUUGCACCAUGCUAAGAAGUCUGAGGCCUCUGGUUUCUGUUAUGUUAAUGAUAUUGUUCUUGGUAUUCUCGAACUUCUCAAGGUUCACAGGCGUGUACUGUAUGUGGAUAUUGAUGUCCACCAUGGAGAUGGUGUUGAAGAGGCAUUUUACACCACUGACAGAGUGAUGACUGUGUCUUUCCAUAAAUUUGGGGAUUUCUUUCCAGGUACUGGGCACAUUAAGGACACUGGGGCAGAGGGUGGGAAGAGUUAUGCCUUGAAUGUCCCACUAAAUGAUGGACUGGAUGAUGAGAGUUUCCGUGGUCUGUUUCGGCCAAUCAUCCAAAAAGUCAUGGAGGUGUAUCAGCCAGAUGCAGUUGUUCUUCAAUGUGGAGCAGAUUCAUUAUCUGGUGAUCGCUUGGGCUGCUUCAACUUGUCUGUCAAAGGCCAUGCUGAUUGCCUUCAUUUCCUAAGAUCCUUUAAUGUCCCUUUGAUGGUCUUGGGUGGGGGAGGAUAUACAAUAAGGAAUGUUGCUCGCUGCUGGUGCUAUGAGACAGCAGUUGCAGUUGGGGUUGAACCGGAUAAUAAAUUGCCAUACAAUGAAUAUUAUGAAUAUUUUGGCCCAGAUUACACUCUGCAUAUCGAGCCCUGCAACAUGGAGAAUCUAAACUCUCACAAAGAUAUGGAGAAAAUAAGGACUACACUAUUGGAGCAACUUUCUAGACUACCACAUGCACCCAGUGUACCUUUUCAGACAACACCAUCAACUACCCAAGUUCCUGAAGAGGAAGAAGAGGAUCUUGAUCGAAGACCAAAGCGUCGCAUUUGGAAUGGUGAGAGUUAUGAUUCUGAUCCUGAUGAAGACGAAGAUUUAAAACCUCGGAAUAGAAGCUCAAGUACUGUUAUUCAGCCACUCACUAACACUGAGAUGAGGGAUGUUAAAGAUGAGAUGGAAGAAGAUAAACCAGAAGAUUUUCGAACAUCUUGACACAUAGAAUGCUGUUAUUUAACAGUUUUAAGUAUCUUGAUCACGAAGAGAGCUUGAUCUACCAAAGAUUUUUCUAGAUGGGUAUGCACUGAAAGCAACCAUCAAUGCCUGCUCGUUUGGAAGACUUAAUUGAAAAUUCAUGAAAAAAAAAAAAAAAAAAAGCUGCAUUCGUUAGAUAGGUGGCCAUCAUACUUGUAAUUUGCAGAAAAAAAGAUUGAUUAAUACAGAAGUGGUUCCAUUUAUUAUUAUUAUUUUUA